AUGGAGGCGCUGCUGCUGCAAGAGGCCGCCAGGGCUGAGGCCGCUGCGCGGCUUGAGCAGGAGGCGCGGUCUCCCAUUGAUGCAUGGCGCGCUCGAGAUGCAGCUCUGGCAUCUGAGAAGGCUGCCAAGGAGGCAGCCUUGGCCAAGUUAUGCGAGGAGAGGCGGAGGUUGGUGGAACGCAUCAAUUUCUGCAAGCAGCAGGAUUCACGCUGGUGGCCUGAAGCUGCGCGGCUCCAGGCUCAACUCGCCGGCGUGCAGCAGGCUGUGCAGUCUAUCGAGCAGGAGAAGGCGCGUGCCCAACAGGCACAGGAGCAGAAAGCAGAUCCCUGCAGUCGCUUCACGAACGCUCUCAAGGAGCACUUGCGACAGUGCGAAAACCGCACUUGUCCCUUGGCUCACUUGCACCAGCAGCCGGUUAUGAUCCGUGAAUGGCGGGAGCUAGUACUGUCAAGGAUCAUCCGAAAGUCCACCCAGGUGCAGAUGACUCGUGUUUCGCCUUGCGUCAUGGCAUUUGAAAUCACAUGGUGUUGCAGUCAAUUGGAGCCAGUUCGGGUCAGCAGGCCCCUUGAGAGGGUUACAAUGGUUACACCAGUGUGGAACAUGUGGAAAAGUUCUUUGUCCCAUGUCUUCGGGCUUGAAUUUCGAAUAGAUGUUGAGUCGGAAUAA
Symbiodinium pilosum is the source of this 666-nucleotide messenger RNA. The record is from the annotation of a GenBank genome assembly. NCBI's taxonomy places the organism in Eukaryota, Dinophyceae, Suessiales, Symbiodiniaceae.